UGGGAACAACACCGCAACACUCAUCAUGGAUUCCUUUCUCGACCUCGUUCGAGAUUGUGAUAACUUUCCGUACCCCGGAGGCACUGACACGACCGCCCACGAUGACCUUCAAAGCACGCUCUGGGAGUUCUACCUCCCCGAGGAUCCUCGACCCCACGGACUCCUGAUCGACGCCGUUGUCCACGCCAUGCCCUGGACAUCCGACUUCGAGAUCAUCCCCCAUCCCCACAAACAAGUCCGUAUGCGACGUCCCUCAGGUUCGAACUGGCAGACCAAAUGCACGCAGAUCAUCGAUCACCAGAUACAAGAAGCCCGCAAGCGCGGCGUCUUCCCUCAGCUCGGUCGGCCUCGCGGAGAGUUGUUCCCCAUCGUGGGCGCCCGAUUCCCUGUCGCGAUUGAUCGCAGUGCCUUCUCGAUGUGGGGGAUCAUUGGACAAGGGGUGCACAUGACGGUCUAUGCGCGCACCGCGGCGGGAUGGCAGUUCUGGAUUCCCCAGCGAAAUCCCAACAAGGCCACGUACCCGGGGCUAUUGGACAAUGCAGUCGCAGGUGGGAUGGCGAUGGGGGAGUCCCCGCGGGAGUGUUUGCUGCGCGAGGCUGGCGAGGAAGCAGGACUGUCUGCGAGCAAGAUGGAGGAGGCUCGUGCCGCGGGAACUGUGACCUGGAUGAAUAUAAGUGACAUACGGGCGGGUGGGCAGGUGGGAUUGAUCAAUCCCGGGGUGUUAUUUGUGUAUGACUUGGAAAUCGACGAGCAGGAGGUUUUGCGACCGGUGGAUGGCGAUGUGUGUGCGUUUCAUCGGAUGGGGGUGGAGGAGGUCAAAGAAGCAUUGCUGGGAAAGCGGUUUAAGCCAAGUAGUGGUGCGGUCAUGCUGGACUUCCUGAUCCGCCACGGUUUGAUCACCCCUGAGGAUGAACGAGACUAUACGGAGAUUGUGGCGCGACUGCACCGCAAACUGCCAUUGCCCAGUAGUUCUGCUGCUUGAGAGCUGUAUACAGUGUCAACUGGAGAGAUUGACGGUACACGACGAGGUCCCACCCAUUUGUCCCCACAUUGCAGUGCAAUUGUUUGUUGUUUUAUCUUUCAUAUUUUGUCGUUCAUCCCCAUCAUCACUUCAUCACCUGGCAGUCAGUCUACAACCUCUGCGCUGUGCAGGUGGCCAUGGUUUCGCCAUCCGGUUCCAGGGUCAAAGCCGUCCGGCAAGCGAGAUCCGGCUUCACUCCCGUCGGAAUUGUUCGACCGCAUCCUAGAUU
Aspergillus homomorphus CBS 101889 is the source of this 1250-nucleotide messenger RNA. RefSeq names its product putative thiamine pyrophosphokinase. The coding region runs from base 26 to 982 and encodes 318 amino acids. The transcript is spliced from 2 exons. The record is from RefSeq and is a predicted model, not a curated record. Gene Ontology annotation, molecular function: 8-oxo-dGDP phosphatase activity. Lineage: Eukaryota; Fungi; Ascomycota; Eurotiomycetes; Eurotiales; Aspergillaceae.